Molecule: messenger RNA, 348 nt
Organism: Gongylonema pulchrum
Lineage: Eukaryota; Metazoa; Nematoda; Chromadorea; Rhabditida; Gongylonematidae
Source: the annotation of a GenBank genome assembly
AUGCGCCUUAAAGAUGAACGUGCUAAAAUUUGCAACGAGAUACUGAAUGGAAUCAAAGUGGUAAAACUGUAUGCCUGGGAACCACCAAUGCAAGAAACUGUGGAGGGAAUCCGACAGAAAGAACUCGCUUUAGUCCGAAAAUCCGGUUUUACUAAGGCUGUCAUUGAUAGCUUCAAUGCUGCAUCGCCAUUUUUUGUCGCUUUGUUAACAUUUGCAACAUAUACGCUGACAAGCUCAGGCCAUAUCCUUACUCCCCAAAUUGCUUUCGUUUCACUGACGCUUUUCAACCAGUUGCGCUCACCGAUGUCAAUGAUUGCAUAUUUGGUAAAUUUGACUGUACAGGUAUGA